Molecule: messenger RNA, 2167 nt
Organism: Suillus paluster
Lineage: Eukaryota; Fungi; Basidiomycota; Agaricomycetes; Boletales; Suillaceae
Product: major facilitator superfamily domain-containing protein
Exons: 10
Coding region: 1-1737 (578 amino acids)
Biological process (GO): transmembrane transport
Cellular component (GO): membrane
Molecular function (GO): transmembrane transporter activity
Source: RefSeq, a predicted model, not a curated record
AUGCAUCCCAAGUCAAGCUCCGAGUCGGCUAAGUCGAGCUCCGAGUCUCCCACUGCCUUCGAGAAACCUUCUCUAGGUGAUUGUCAUAGUGAUCAUCAGGGUCCUCGCAGCUUCAGGCAUCUCUUUCGAAGACACCGUAUUGAUCUUGAUAGCAUUGCAACCCAGCCCUCUGUCUUUGAUGACCCCCUGACCUUGGAGGUACAUCGGCCCCCUCCCCAAUAUGAGAAUACUCACAGGUUCGAUCCCGACGCAAGGUGGACUUGGAGGGAAGAGAAGGUAAGUAAAGUUGUUCGCAAGAUUGACCUCCGCAUCAUGAUCUGGGCCGGCGUCAUGUUCUUUGCGCUGGACCUCGACCGAACGAAUAUUUCUCAGGCCAAUACCGACAACUUCCUGCAAGACCUGCAUCUCACCACGAACGAUUUUAACCUUGGAAAUACGCUGUAUAGGUUGUCCUUCUUGAUAGCCGAACUUCCAUCGCAGUUGAUUUCGAAGAGGGUUGGGCCAGAUGUUUGGGUACCGAUACAGAUCUCUCUGUGGAGCAUGGUUGCGCUUUCGCAAUUUUGGCUCUCUGAUAGAAAAUCCUUCCUUGCAACAAGGUUUCUCCUCGGGUUCUUAGAAGGAGGAUUUAUUCCCGAUAUUGUACUCUACCUAUCCUACUUUUACACAAAGAGAGAACUGCCGAUUCGCCUUGCCUGGUUUUGGGUUUCAAACUACAUAACCGUGAUGUUCAGCGCUUUUUUGGCCACUGGCAUCCUUUCUCUUCGCUCAGGGAACCGCGCUGGCUGGCGGUAUCUCUUUCUGAUAGAGGGCUUGAUCACUCUUUCCGUUGGCAUAAUUUCGUACUUCUUGAUGCCUCCCGGACCGACGCAAACGAAGGCUUGGUUUAGGCCAAAAGGUUGGUUCACGGAGCGCGAGGAGGUCAUCAUGGUUAAUAGGGUUCUGCGAGAUGACCCAACCAAAUCAGACAUGCACAAUCGAGAGGGCUUAACGGUCGGGAUGAUCUGGAAUGCCAUUUGUGACUGGCGAAUGUGGCCUAUAUAUGUCCUUGGUAUUACACAUAUGAUUCCCGUCGGACCGCCGCAGACGUACCUGACACUUUCGUUGAGGAACCUUGGAUUCACAACUACUCAGUCCAACCUCCUGACGUUACCUAGCACCGCGUGCGGUUUGCUCACACUGUUACUUACUUCCUACCUGGCAGAAUUUGUGCACUCACGAGUCGGCGCCUGCUUAGUACUUCAGAUAUGGGCAUUGCCAUUGCUCGUCGCGCUUCGAAGCUUUGGGCCCAGCACUGACCAGUGGGACUACUUUACGGUGGUCACACUGAUCACUGGGUUCCCGUAUGUCCACCCGAUCCAGGUAGCCUGGGCCUCAAGAAAUUCUGGCAGCGUACGAACACGCACGAUAUCGGCCAGUGUAUAUAAUAUGUUUGUUCAGGCAGGAGUGAUUGUUUAUGUGAGUACGAUCGGAACCGUCUGGAGGACUCAUGUUUACAGUUUUCAGGCGAAUAUAUAUCGCGCGGAUGAUGCUCCUCUAUACAAGCGGGGAAAUCUCAUUUUGAUCAUUAUCUGCAGCGCAAACUUCAUGAUAUACAUCUUGACGUACUUCUUCUAUCGUGGUAUAAACCGCCACAGAGAGGAACAGUGGAAUACGAUGACCGUCACGGAACGAGAUACGUACUUAGAGACAACAAAAGAUCAAGGAAAUAAGAGGCUGGAUUUUAGAUUUGCAUAUUAGUGGGAAAACUAAUGCAUAUCUUUGAUUCUGCUUCGUGUACAUGAAGUGGAAGUAAAUCCAGCACCAGGCGACUUUGCAUGAUCAAUCAUGAGUUGGCUGCGGAAUGAUCGAUCGAGCAUGGGACUACGUCUGCAGAUUUCCAGACCAGAGAAGUAAUUUUGGGUGCUACUUAUCUGUGGGAGCCCUUAAAAAUGGCCCAGGGCUGGUCUGCAAAACCCACGAGUCUAAAAGCUUGAUAGCUGCAUACUCGAAUUCAUUGUCUCUGGAAAAACCCUUUUCCUAAGUGUUGUAUUGGCAGUAUAGUACAAGUAGGGUGUGUAUCAAAGGGAUAGAUCGACUCAAAGCAGGUUCGAGUGGUUUAAGCAGCGAUCGUAUGGUACAAUGAUAGCAUAAAACGAUGUACAAGUUGAAAGAGAGCCGACAAUAUGAC